Messenger RNA from Mirounga angustirostris (Northern elephant seal), 4582 nucleotides. It is a transcript of the gene TRAPPC11, whose product is annotated as trafficking protein particle complex subunit 11. Bases 201 to 3632 code for a protein of 1143 amino acids. NCBI's taxonomy places the organism in Eukaryota, Metazoa, Chordata, Mammalia, Carnivora, Phocidae. The transcript has 30 exons. The record is from RefSeq and is a predicted model, not a curated record.
UGCUUCCUGUGCCUGCGCCGGCGAGUGCCGGGAAGUCUCGCUUGCGGGCCCCGGGCUCUGGGGCGGUGGCGGUAGGGACGGCCCCCGGCGUUCUGUGACACCCUACCUGCUUCCCCGCGCCGUCCCCCGGCUUGCGGCGACCGGCCACAGCUGCAGCGGGCCCGGGGCGUGCGGCCUGGAUUUUUCCUGACACCUUGAACAUGAGCCCCACACAGUGGGACUUCCCUGUGGAAUUAUGUUGUCGGCCUAUGGCUUUUGUUACCCUUACGGGCCUGGAUGUGGUUUAUAAUGCUGUCCAUCGAGCUGUCUGGGACGCUUUCUGUGCCAAUCGGAGGGCUGAUCGGGUACCAAUAUCUUUCAAGGUGCUCCCAGGUGACCAUGAGUAUCCCAAAUGUAGGCCUAAGAGAACUUCCUAUGAAUGGUACAUUCCUAAGGGGAUUUUGAAGACCGGCUGGAUGAAUAAACAUCUAAAUCUGGUGCCGGCCCUGGUGGUUGUGUUCUAUGAACUGGACUGGGAUGAGCCCCAGUGGAAAGAAAAGCAGUCCGAGUGCGCUACCAGAGUGGAAAUCGUCAGGCAAAGUUUGCAAGGGAGAAACACAAAAGUUGCAGUGGUUCUGAUUCAGAAGAAAACUCCUUUGCCACCAGGAGAAGAUGUUACUGCAUCAGAAAGAGCCGCAGCUUUAUGUAAUGCCUGUGAACUCUCAGGAAAAUCUUUGUUUGUACUGCCCCAUACUGACCACCUGGUGGGUUAUAUUAUAAGAUUAGAAAAUGCCUUUUAUGAACAUGCACAGACUUAUUACUACACUGAGAUCAGAAGAGUGAAAUCUCAUAAAGAAUUUUUGAAUAAAACAACACACCAGCUUUUAUUUGUUAGACAUCAGUUCAAAAUAGCUUUCUUCAGUGAAUUGAAACAAGAUACACAAAAUGCUCUGAAGAAUUAUAGGACCGCCUAUAAUCUUGUACAUGAAUUGCGAGCCCAUGAAACUAAUAUUCUGGAAAUAAAGACUAUGGCAGGAUUUAUAAACUACAAGAUCUGUAGGCUGUGUUUUCAGCACAACACCCCCUUGGAUGCAAUUGCUCAGUUCCGAAAACACAUUGACUUGUGUAAGAAAAAAAUCGGAAGUGCAGAGUUGUCUUUUGAGCAUGCUGCAUGGAUGUCUAAACAAUUCCAGGCCUUUGGAGAUUUAUUUGAUGAAGCUAUUAAGUUAGGGUUGACAGCUAUUCAGACUCAGAAUCCUGGUUUCUAUUACCAGCAGGCAGCAUACUAUGCCCAGGAGCGGAAGCAGCUUGCAAAAACCCUCUGUAGCCAUGAAGCUUCUGUAACAUACCCCAAUCCUGAUCCAUUAGAAACACAAACAGGCGUUCUUGACUUUUAUGGACAAAGAUCAUGGCGACAAGGAAUACUAAGUUUUGAUCUUUCUGAUCCUGAAAAAGAGAAGGUGGGAAUUCUUGCCAUUCAGCUGAAGGAGAGAAGUGUUGUUCACUCUGAAAUAAUAAUAACUCUUCUGAGCAAUGCUGUUGCACAAUUUAAGAAGUAUAAAUGUCCAAGAAUGAAAAGUCAUCUAAUGGUUCAAAUGGGAGAGGAGUAUUAUUAUGCAAAGGAUUAUACCAAAGCUUUGAAGUUGCUGGAUUACGUGAUGUGUGAUUAUCGGAGUGAAGGAUGGUGGACCCUGCUCACGUCCAUAUUGACUACAGCUCUGAAGUGCUCUUACCUCAUGGCCCAAUUAAAAGAUUACAUUACUUACUCCCUAGAACUCCUUGGAAGAGCUUCAACUCUGAAAGAUGACCAGAAAUCUCGGAUCGAAAAGAACCUCAUAAACGUUCUGAUGCUGAAGGAACUGUACUCUGUGUUGGUGCAGAAUGAGAGUCCUGAUCCGGAACCCGACUGUGAUGUCUUAGCCGUGAAAACAGCUCAGAAGCUGUGGUCGGACCGAGUCUCCCUGGCCGGCAGCAAUGUCUUCACGAUAGGGGUGCAGGACUUCGUGCCAUUCGUACAAUGCAAAGCCAAGUUUCACGCCCCGAGUUUUCAUGUUGAUGUUCCUGUGCGGUUUGAUAUCUAUCUGAAGGCUGACUGUCCACAUCCCAUUCGGUUUUCCAAGCUCUGUGUCAGCUUUAAUAAUCAGGAGUAUAACCAGUUCUGUGUAAUCGAAGAAGCAACCAAAGCAAGUGAAGUUUUAGAAAAUUUGACUCAGGGAAAGAUGUGCUUAGUUCCUGGUAAAACAAGGAAGUUUUUAUUUAAAUUUGUUGCAAAAACUGAAGACGUGGGAAAGAAAAUUGAGAUUACUUCAGUAGAUCUGGUUCUGGGCCACGAGACGGGAAGAUGUGUGGUUUUAAAUUGGCAAGGAGGAGGAGGGGACGCCGCUUCCUCCCAAGAAGCCUUGCAGGCCUCGCGUUCUUUCAAAAGACGGCCUAAGCUCCCUGACAGUGAACUUCACUGGGACAGCAUAGUCAUUCAGGCAAGCACGAUGAUCAUCUCCAGAGUUCCAAACAUUUCUGUGCAUCUGCGACAUGACCCUCCUGCCCUGACCAAUGAAAUGUAUUGUUUGGUUGUGACCGUUGAGUCCCACGAGAAGACCCGAAUCAGAGACGUGAAGCUCACCGCUGGUUUAAAACCCGGACAGGAUGCCAAUUUAACUCAGAAAACGCACGUGUCUCUUCAUGGAACAGAACUGUGUGAUGAGUCCUACCCGGCUUUACUCACUGACAUUCCUGUGGGAGACUUACAUCCGGGGGAACAGCUGGAAAAAAUGUUAUACGUUCGCUGUGGAACAGUGGGUUCAAGAAUGUUUCUCGUGUAUGUUUCUUACCUGAUCAAUACAACUAUUGAAGACAAAGAAAUUGUUUGCAAGUGUCACAAGGAUGAAACUGUAACUAUAGAAACUGUCUUUCCAUUUGAUGUUGCGGUUAAAUUUGUCUCUACAAAGUUUGAACACCUGGAAAGGGUCUAUGCAGACAUCCCCUUUCUAUUGAUGACCGACCUUUUAAGUGCCUCACCUUGGGCCCUCACUAUUGUAUCCAGUGAGCUCCAGCUUGCUCCUUCUAUGGCUCCUGUGGAUCAGCUAGAGUCCCAAGUGGACAAAGUUGUUUUACAGACUGGAGAGAGUGCUAGUGAAUGCUUUUGUCUUCGGUGCCCAUCUGUUGGAAAUGUUGAAGGUGGAGUAGCAACUGGGCAUUAUAUUAUCUCCUGGAAGAGGACCUCAGCCGUGGGGAAUGUCCCUGUCAUCAGUACUGCCAUCACUCUGCCACACGUGAUCGUAGAAAACAUUCCUCUCCACGUGAACGCAGAUCUGCCAUCAUUUGGGCGUGUCAGAGAAUCCUUACCUGUCAAGUAUCACCUACAGAACAAGACUAACUUAGUUCAAGAUGUAGAGAUUUCUGUGGAGCCCAGUGAUGCCUUCAUGUUCUCAGGUCUUAAACAGAUUCGAUUACGGAUCCUCCCUGGCACCGAACAGGAAAUGUUAUAUAAUUUCUACCCUCUGAUGGCUGGAUACCAGCAACUGCCGUCUCUCAACGUCAACCUGCUUAGAUUUCCUCACUUCACAAAUCAACUGCUCAGGCGUUUUAUACCUACCAGUAUUUUUGUAAAGCCACAGGGCCGGCUCGCGGAUGAUACCUCUAUUGCUGCCGCGUGAAGUUCAAGACUGGCCCUCGGCUGUUCUUACAGAGAAGGUGGACGGAGCUGUAGAAGCUUUUCAUUGUGAACUGUAGCUUUGAUCAUGGUAAAAGUUAAUCUUUUCUAUUUUUUAAUGGAUGUUAUACCAACUCUUCAGAGGAACUCAUGCUUAAAAUAUUAGGAAAAUCUAUCCUCUCUUGUAGUUUCACUAAUAAAUAUUUGAAAUCGCUCAGUGUGACAUGGUAGGAUGUCUGACCAUUGUUAUUGUUGGAAGUCGUUUUAUGAAUAGUAGGUUCUUAAAGUAAGUGAUUCGCAUGUGCAGUAUCAGAGGAAAAGGGAGCCUCCCAAACAGGACUGGCCAUGGGGAGGAAAGUGCACCUAAGCUGCCCCAGGGAAGUUCCGGAUCCCAGUGCGUCGCUUUCAAAGUUGGCUGAACCGGAGAUCAGCCCAUCCUCGUACAUUGAAUUGAGUGCUCAGAAUCCAUGCAUCCCGACUCGUAAGCAGUUGUGUGACUGAUCCAGAAGAUUUCCAGAAAGUUUUAAUCAAAGCAAUUUAAUGUGUCUAAAAAAAUCUCUGCUUAGUGUCAAAACAUGUGAAAGAGGUGCCGUUUGCAGCCAAAACGUGGAUCAUUUAUGAAGCAGGUUUGUAUUUGUAAGUGUGUUGACAGAUCUUCGUCUCUAAGAAUCCAAGCUACAGGGAGGUGAUUAUAAGCUUAAUUUCUUAAACUAAAAGUUUUGGGAAAGGAUGCAAGUUCUAAAUGAGAGCUUUUAGUUAUAUUGUGCUGUUUCAAAAGGACUAUUUAAAACUCUUGGAAAUUCAUGUAAAUAAAAAUCAUAUUGUGACCAUUUUCUUCUGUUAAAAUAUCUUAAUUUAAAGCUUACCGGAUUUCAUGGAAAAUUUUAUUAUUUAAAAGUGUAGGAGUUGUAAAAAGGAAAUAGUGAUGUAAAUAAAUACGUUCUCUUUCAAGGA